UCUUCGGUAAGCGUUUCAAAGAGCAGUCGAUCUAUGUUAACAGGGAUCUCUCAUUUUUUAAAAAUUAUUUUUACCUUAAGUUGCUGAGAUUUUACAUACAUAUUGGAAUACAAGGUUGACAGGAUUAAAAAAUGAAGUCAAAGUUGAAUGUGGCGAAACAAUUACCGGCUGUCAUAAUUUGUAUUGCGGCGUUAGCGGUUUUAUUUCAAGUAAUAGGAAUCACUUCGUCUGGUUGGUUGGUGGCUCAAUUGAACUACGCAAAAUCAGGACAUACAAGUGCAUUAAACAAUAACAGCGAGAUCGAGAAAAACAUUCAAAACGGGAAGGCACAAAUAAACCCAUUGUCGGAACCACUAGCUCGUCCCAAUCAUAGAAUAUCAAAAAGAACAAUACCUGGAAAACUGAUCAACGAAAAUGGCGAUACCAUUAACAAAGAAGUCGUGUUGCCAGUAGAAGAUGCACCUUCUCCUCAGGUAAAUGCUAAUGCAAAAUUAGCGGAAAGAAACAAAACAAGUGCUAUACACAGACCAUUCUUUUUGAGACCGUUUCCAGUGCAACCAAAAGAACCAGUUAAUAAUGAUGGAAAUUUCAUACCUAAAGAGUCUGUCAAUGACAAAGCAGAAGUGACAAACAAUGCUCGACCGUUUCGUCCCAUGCCUAGACCAUUACCGACUAACAUUUUGCAUGCACAACCUCAAAACCCAGUUGAUAGUGGUGGAAAAGUUAUACCUAAAGAUCCUGUCAAUAAAAAACCAGAACAGGUAAACAAUUCUCGGCCAAUUCGUCCCAGACCAAUGCCUGCACGACCUCAAAAGCCAAUUGAUAGUGGUGGAAAGGUCAUACCAGGAAAGGUCAAACCAGGGCAGACAAACAAUGCUCCACCAAUGCGUCCGACACCACGGCCAAAACAUAUACAAAUUACGUCCAGACGACCUCAAAAACAGAUCGAUAAUGGCGGUAAAAUCUUCCCUGAAGGACAUAUUAAUGUUAAAUCAAGAGAGACAAAUAAAACACGGUCCACAACUUUGCCAACGAAGACGUUGCAUGAACGCCCUCAAAAACAGACCGAUGAUGGUGGAGCAAGUUUUCCUAAAGGAAAUACCAACGUUAAUUCAGAAGAAUUUAACAGUACAGGACCAGUUAAUCCGAUGGCAAGACAACUUCCUAGUAAAACACUGCUGCAGCGACCAGACAAAUUAAUUGAUGAUGGUGGAAAGACAAUUCCAAAAGAUACCGCACAUCCAUCCACGACAUCGACGGUGUUGUCCGAGAUACAUUUAACACAACCGUCUAGCGAAAAUGUAAAUUCUUUUGACGAAGAUAGUAACAGCACGCAAAGAGAUUCUAAGAACAGUGGAUCAAUUCAAAUAAAUCCUGAAGAUCUUAAUCAAAAUAGCGAGGAACCACACAAUAACCAAUUAAAAGAUAUUCCUAAUAAACCCCGUGUUCAAUUCCCAUCGAAAAGCGAUUCGCCGCCGUUAACCGCAAGAAAACCAGCGAUGACAGGAAAGGGUCCGUUUGCAAAACUCAACAGCUCAAGACAGAAACAACGAGAUAAUUUAUCACAGAUGGGUAAAACGGGAAACUUUCGAAUCGGAUUAUGGUCGUCAAUGGCAUGCCAAACAGAAAUCAAUGGGGAUGAAAAAUGCACACAACUUACCACACGGGACUGCCUUUUGUUAAUGCGCUCUGUGAUAAGAAGACCUUUAGCUGAUGAUAUCGGGGGAGUAGCAACAUGGCACAACAUUCGCAUUGAGACUAUUUUUGCAUUGGCCGCUGGCGCAGUCGGUUUCGUCGGAACGCUGUUAACAGUGAAGCCAUUUUGUCUAAAGGGCCGCCAAAGAGUGACAGCCAUUAUUGGCGUAAUAGGAUUAAUUCUUUCGUGCAUUCUUUUCCUUGUGCCUAUAUCUCGUGUUGCAAGCAUAAACCAGACACUGAAGAACAAUCACAUGUAUGAACAGGAAGUUGUUCAAAUCGAUAUGCCAUGGGCAGCUGCUGUUUCCGGUAUUGGCGCGUGCCUUGCUUUUCUUACUGCUGUUUCCCUGGCGUUCUUCACGUGGUUUGACGAGAGGCAUAAAUGGAACCGGUUCGAAGAAGAUUCUGCUAUUGUCUUUAAGAAUGACAAUAAACCAAAAGACGAGACUCAAGAAAGCGAUAGUAAAGCUGAAACUGGAACAUACGACAAUCUGGGUACCAUGAGCAAUAUAUAAGGAGCGUUAAUGCAACAAUCGUCUAGUUAGCAUGGAUCAUUGCUGGAACAGACUGCGUGUAUUUCAAUAGAAAUUAUCUAGAAUUAUUUUUAUUAUAUAAAAAUGUAAGCAGAAUUUUCUUUUAAAUCUAUUAUCUCAUAAAUGCAUAUCCGAACUUCGUUCUUAUAGUUACAGACAUUUUGAAUCAUAUCGUGCCUCGAUUUAGUAUCAAUUGACCAUCCACAAAAUUGAAACAGGCUGUUCAAUAUACUAUCUUUGACAAAAAAAAUCAAACAAAUCGGCUCAAUUUAUUUUAUGACCGUCAUAAUUUCGUUUAACGUUGGUCUUCAAAGAAAAGUUUUUUUUCCUAUUGCGCCUCUUUUCUGCGAUGAUUGAUAUUUCAAUUUUUUUCACUCUGGAUGUUUUCGAUGAGAGCCUAUGUCACCAAUGAAGAGACGGAUCUGUCUGGAAAAAACUGUACUUACGGCUACCUAACUUUAAUCUUCUGAUCCUGAAAUUUCCAGAACUACAAACAUAACCAGCGUAAAUGUUUAAGAUGUAAAUAAAUUAUUAUUCAGAUUUCAAUGAACUUCGAAUUUAUAGAAAUGAAUUAAAAAGUGUCUUUGCUGAAAAAGAAGACUCUCAGAGCAAAAUGAUCAUUUUUAAGGCGAUGUUCUUACAUAAUAACUAGGUUUGUUUUAUUUAGUAUUAUAAACCAUGAUUUGUGUAUUCAAAUAUCCUUACUUCUGUUAUGAACAUUUCCCCCUUUAUUAGAAC
This is a messenger RNA of Ruditapes philippinarum (Manila clam), 2966 nucleotides long. RefSeq lists its product as uncharacterized. The coding region runs from base 132 to 2210 and encodes 692 amino acids. The transcript is spliced from 3 exons. The record is from RefSeq and is a predicted model, not a curated record. Lineage: Eukaryota; Metazoa; Mollusca; Bivalvia; Venerida; Veneridae.